Molecule: messenger RNA, 939 nt
Organism: Staurois parvus
Lineage: Eukaryota; Metazoa; Chordata; Amphibia; Anura; Ranidae
Source: the annotation of a GenBank genome assembly
AUGAGGAAAACCUCCGAGGAUUGUCUCACUUUGUCUCCAGACUGGAAAGUAGAAGAUGAGGACAUCACACAGUAUAGUCCAGGAGAAAACCCGGCUCCCUCCAAUGUCCAUCCGGUACCACCUAGUGUAGAUGGACCAUUGGAUUCCUCGUAUCCUGAGGAACCUCAGACUGUGCGGGACCGGGCCGGCCUUCCAACAAGGAAGAGCUUCUCUUGUACUGAGUGCGGGAAAUGUUUCCAUUUAAAUCCCGUCUUAACACCCAUACAAGAUCUCACACAGGGGAGAAGCCUCAUUCUUGUGCUGAGUGUGGGAAAUGUUUUUGACUCCAAAUCACAUCUUAAUGUCCAUAAAAGAUGUCACACAGUGGAAAAGCCACAUUCCUGUUCUGAGUGCGGGAAAUGUUUCCGUUUUAAACAUAAUCUUAAUGUGCACAAAAGAGCUCACACAGUACAUCAUACAACAUACCACACGGGCGAGAAGCCAUAUUCCUGUCCUGAGUGCGAGAAAUAUUUUGUACAAAAAUCACAUCUUGUCACACAUCUGAGAGUUCACACAGGAGAAAAACCGUAUACCUGUUCCGAGUGCGGAAAAUGUUUUUCAGACAAGUCCUUUUAUCACAAACAUCAAAAACUGCACACGGGGGAAAAACCAUAUUCCUGUCCUGAGUGUGGGAAAUGUUUUGUAGAAAAAUCAAAACUUGUCAGACAUCAGAAGUCUCAUGCAGUUGAAAAGCCAUAUUCCUGUCCUGAGUGCGGGACAUCUUUUUCAGAGAAGUCCAGUCUUUGCAGACAUCAGAGAUCUCACACAAGGGGGAGAAGCCAUUUUCCUGUCCUGAGUGCGGGAAAUGUUUUUCACAUAAGUCCAGUCUUUACACACAUCAGAGAUUGCACACAGGUGAGAAGCCAUAUUCUUGUCCUGAGUGUGGGAAAUGUUUUGUAG